Molecule: messenger RNA, 4903 nt
Organism: Monopterus albus (swamp eel)
Lineage: Eukaryota; Metazoa; Chordata; Actinopteri; Synbranchiformes; Synbranchidae
Gene: ano8b
Product: anoctamin 8b
Exons: 19
Coding region: 201-3551 (1116 amino acids)
Biological process (GO): chloride transmembrane transport
Cellular component (GO): plasma membrane
Molecular function (GO): chloride channel activity
Source: RefSeq, a predicted model, not a curated record
UGAGCGCCUAUGUGUGUUAGUGUGUCUCCCACAGUGAUGAAUACAGCGCUCAUUAGAAUUGCUCUCACGUCUCAGCACUGCCUGCAGCAUUUCAUCCAAAGCACAGUGUAGGGGCCAGGCAGGUUUCAGUAUCUUAGGAAUAUCACGCAAGAUUCAAAAGUCUAAAACACCCUGCUGUGUUUCUUGUUCAGCCUGCUACGAUGUUUGAAAAUGUUCUUCAGAGGGGAAGAGCAGUGUGGAACCAGAUAAAGUUAUCGCAACCUGUUUAUAAGCUGUUUGGAAAGCGGCUGCUGCAGGCUGGGAGAUACAUCAUGUCUCACAAGUCUUGGAUGAAAACGGUGCCCACAGAGAACUGUGAUGUCCUCAUGACAUUUGCAGACACUACAGAUGACCACACGUUGCUUUGGCUACUGAACCACAUCCGGCUGGGAAUCCCAGAGCUCAUCAUCCAAAUCCGACAUCAUAAGCACACACGAGUCUACGCAUUCUUUGUCACCGCUACAUUUGAAAAUUUGUUACGAGGUGCUGAGGAGAUGGGACUGAGGAAAGCAGUGAAGCCUGAGUUUGGAGGAGGAACACGAAGCUUCUCCUGCGAGGAAGACUACAUUUACGAGAACAUUGAAAGCGAGUUGUGCUUCUUCACCUCUCAGGAGAGACAGAGCAUCAUUAAAUACUGGCUGGACAAUCUACGUGCCAAAAAUGGGGAGGUGCUUCAUAAUAUCAACUUCCUGGAGGGCCAGCCUAUCAUCCAAGAACUGAGUGCAAGAGGUGUGAUCCAGCAGGUGUUUCCUCUCCAUGAGCAGAGGAUCCUCAGUCAGCUCAUGAAGUCUUGGGUCCAGGCUGUUUGUGAGAAACAGCCCUUAGAUGACAUCUGUGACUAUUUUGGGGUGAAGAUUGCUAUGUAUUUUGCCUGGCUGGGAUUUUACACCACUUCUAUGUUAUAUCCUGCUGUGAUCGGCUUUGUGCUGUGGAUGCUCACCGAGUCAGAUCAGACGAGCCGUGACAUUUGCUGUGUGGUGUUUGCACUGUUCAAUGUGGUGUGGGCCACGCUGUUUCUGGAACGGUGGAAGAGGAGGGGGGCUGAGCUGGCGUACAGGUGGGGAACACUGGACACACCUCCUGAAUCCCUGGAGGAACCACGGCCUCAGUUCUGGGGGGUCAAGCGCUGCAGUCCCAUAACAGGACGUGAGGAAUUCUACUACCCUCCAUGGCGGAGACGAGCAUUCAGGUGGCUGGUCAGCCUGCCGAUCUGCAUCCUCUGUCUCUGCUUUGUCUUCCUGAUCAUGCUUAUCUGCUUCGAGCUGCAGGAGUUUGUGAUGGGGAUCAAGGAAAUGCCUCGGCUUGUUCGCUUCAUCCCCAAAAUCAUGCUGGCUAUCACUGUGAGUGCAUGUGACGAGGUGUACAGGAAAAUUGCCUGCUGGCUCAACGACAUGGGUAACUAUAGACUUCAGAGUGCCUAUGAGAAAAAUCUCAUCAUCAAAAUGGUUCUUUUUCAGUUUGUAAAUUCUUAUCUCAGCCUUUUUUACAUUGGAUUCUACCUCAAAGACAUGGAGCGUCUCAAAGAGAUGCUGGCCACUCUGCUCAUCAUACGCCAGUUCCUUCAGAAUGUGAAGGAAGUGCUGCAGCCUUACCUGUAUGAGCGCCACAAGCUGGGUGAGCUUACUCUGCGAGCUGUGUGGGACCUGCUGCUCUCAGUGCUGCUAAAAUAUGCCCGGCUGGCAGCUGGAAAAGCCCAGGCUUCUCCCACCGAGCAGACCGUGCCAGAACCCGGACUGAGGGGCGCCAAGCCUGGGGUGGGGCAGCCAGAAAAAAGGGAAAAGAAAUGUUUGAACGGGGGAUGUGGGGUUGCUGAUGAAGAGGAGGGGGGUGAGAGGGACGAGGCCGACAGUGGGAGGUUCAGUGAAGGAGAGUCAGAGGAGGAAAGUCUGAUCGACUGUGGUUUGAAGCUGAGGAAAGUCAGCUUCAUAGAGAAGGUGGACAGAAGACCAAUUUGCAGUGGGGCAGCCAUGGACAACAGUUUCCUGGAAGAGGGGAGCCCCACGAUGGUGGAAAAAGGAAUGGACCCUGCCUCUGUCUUUGAAAUGUGUGACGACGAUGACGAUAACGAUAACGAUAACGAUAACGGCAUUCAUGAUGUGAAGGAAUCUGGUGGGGGAGGGACAGGUGCUACUGAGGGAAUUGGUGCUGCUGUAGCUGGUGCUGCUCCGCUGCCUGCUGGGUCUGAGAGCGACACAACAAUGCGACAUAGAAGAAGAGGCAGGAGCACAGAGAGACCUGAGUCAAAAAUAAAGAGGGACUCAUGGAUGGACCCACCUGAAGAGAGAGAGAGCACCACACUCACUCAGGCUGAGAUGGAGAGCUGCAUGCAGACAUAUGCUGACACUUUCCAGGACUACCAAGAGAUGUUUGUCCAGUUUGGCUACGUGGUGCUCUUCUCCUCAGCCUUCCCUCUGGCUGCCAUGUGCGCUCUCAUCAACAACAUCAUUGAGAUCCGCAGUGAUGCCUUUAAGCUCUGCACCGGUCUGCAGAGGCCCUUUGGAGUCAGAGUGGAGAGCAUCGGCCAGUGGCAGACUGCGAUGGAAAUCAUGGGUCUGAUUGCCAUCAUAGUGAAUUGUUACCUGAUUGGACAGUGUGGUCAGCUACAACGUCUCUUCCCAUGGCUCAGCCCUGAGAUGGCCAUCAUCUCUAUCGUCAUCCUUGAGCACUUUGCCGUUCUCCUGAAGUACAUCAUCCAUGUGGCCAUUCCUGACAUUCCUACAUGGGUCCGAGAGGAGAUGGCUAAACUGGAUUAUCAGCGCAGGGAGGCCUUUAAGAAGCACGAGCGGCAGGCACAGCAGCAUUACCAGCAGCUGCAGAGGAGGAAGAAGGAGGAGGAGGAGCGGCAGAGGCAGGCAGAGCAUAUAGCGCGCAGGGAAAGGGAACGGGACGACAACAAGGGUGACGCCUCAGGGGAUCAUCACCAUGACAAAGGUCACAGCAGCAAGUCACGCCCUGGGGGUGGAGGAGGAGGGGGUACUGGAUCGGACAAACCCAAGAGGCCCAGCUCUCUGCUGGCUAACAAUAACGUGAUGAAGCUGAAGCAGAUCAUCCCUCUGCAGAGUAAGUUCUCGUCGGGUGGCGCCCGCUCCCCUCAGUCACCCACCGGCAGCGAGCCAAAGCUGCCUGGGUUCCUGAGCUUCAAAUUCCUCAAGUCACCUGAAAAUAAGAAAGAAGGUACUGCGGCUUCUGCGGGCGUCACCACAGUCACUAAUGCCACAGCAACAGCAACAUCAUCUUCAUCAUCAGGUAGCAGCUCUCAGGAGCGAUCUCAGUCACCCAGCAAAGCCUUCAACCCUGGGAAACUGUUCAACUUUGGGAAGUCUGAGGGGGUGACAUGUGUGAAUGGGGCUCCACUGCCCAGAUCUGGAGAAGGACCAUCAUCACAGGCAUCAGAAAGACAUCCAUCCAGGGCUGACCUGAACGGUGUUCCGGAUGAGAUCCCCUCGCCCAGAGGAGAAGAGUUCGAGAACGGGCAUUCAGCACACUUGGACCCAGCUGGCUCUAAAGUCUAGUAGCUCCAGAGAGAAUAAACCUGUCUUUGGUCACACCUCAACUGAAGAAGUGAAGUGUUUACUGUGGGCCAAGGCCUGACCUGCCCUCUGCGCUGUCACGGGCCAAGUGUAGAAGUACUUGAAGUAGUGAAAGGAAAGAUGAAACUGAUGGAAGAUGACUGUUGUUUUGGUUUGCUGUUUUUGCUGAGAGACAAAAAAAACAAAAGACAUAAGCCCUCAUAUCAUCACCCAGUAAAAACACACACACAUGUUCCCUUACACACACAAACAAUACAAAUCCUUCCUUCUCUGCAAUACAUGAAGAAAUGCAUGAGCUGCGUUUCUAAUAUUUUUAAGCCUUUAAAGUAAAGAGCUGUGUUUCUUGAUUUCUUCAAGUCAAAUAUUGUAUUUGGGAGACACACACUAGGACACAGUGGAGUGGAGGACAGACGACAAAACAAUUUUCAAUAUACAGUAGUAUGGCAGGAUUACAGAUUGUACAUCAAACUACUACUGAGAGUGUUUUUUAGCUAUCACAACACAAGUGAUCAUUAGAUACGUGUCAUUUUUAACUGAGGAAUUCUUGGACCCUUUUAUAUGGAAGUGGGAAAAAUGGAAAAGCAAUAUCAGUUAGCUUCAGUUAUUCUUAUCAUAAAAACCCUCCCUUAAUAAGCAACCAUGAUGCAUCACCAGCUUUAUUUUCAAAGCAGAGGUGAUAUUUAAGCUCUGUACACUCCACCCCACCCUAUGGCAGAAUCAGGUUUGUUUGAAAACAAAGUAAAGAGCUUAGUAAGUCAAGCUGUCGUAUACCAGUAUUUUCCCCAAGAGACUGUAAGUGGAUGAGAGACUAGGAAAAAGAAAAAAAAAAGCAGAUGUAAACAAAGGUGAUUUUCAGAAAAUGGAGCAUAGAUGCCUGUUGAGCGCUGCUCUCUAUCCCAGCCAGCAGAGCUUCUUGUAAACACAGAUGGUGCUCCGGUCCACACCAGACUUGGCAAACAAGUGCAGAGUUAAAGAAGUAACAUUUGCACUAAACACCGAUGCCCUGCAUAGAAAGCUCCCUGCAGGAGAGAGGGCUGACACCAGCCUGAAUCAUAACAUUAUGCAAAAGCUGGAUUGUUUGAUUUCCUCCUCUCACACAGUACAUGCCGUGGCACUCCUCUCUGCUCCCAGCAUCUAUGGGGUUUUCCUAAAUAUUCAAAUACUUUUUUUAACAAUAGCUUUUUAAGUUAAGCUCCAUGCCUUUUUUUAUAUGCGCCAUUUCCUGAUAAUUUGUUUUUUAACCAAAGUGGUAUUUUUAGAUUGUAUUGUUAAUCCAAGGUGCAUUGUCUGUAUAUUUUGUUAACCCUGUACUUUUACCAUUAAUGGUAAAAAAA